UGUCAGCAGAGUUUCUCAAUCUGUCACUUUACUAGGUGGAGUACGCCUGAUGGAGGGAGGGAAAAAAUAGGAUACAGGCUUCCAUGACUGCCCGACAACUCCUGUGAGCCGCCUCCCGCUGAACACUUCACCCGUCAGCGUGUGGCGACCCGCUUUUAACGCUUUUACCUGGUUACUAGGUUACUCUUGUUGUUAAUGACAACUGUGGAACGACACCCGCGCGCUCGUGUCAGGAGUUCCAAAUGCUAACCGCCGUUAGCCGCUGUCGCUGUUUCACGUAGCUAUGUCGUCUCCGUCGGACUAAAAGCUUCUUAAAGCUUCACAAUCAGCCUCGUUUGGACCGGUUUAUUGCAAAAAAACGAAGCUAUCAAAUCUGUCACAGAAACAAAAUGGGACUACACCCGCUGGAGUUCAGUGAGUGCUACCUGGACAGCCCCGGCUUCAGGGAGAAGAUCAAGGCUCACGAAGCGGAGCUGGACAAGACCAACAGAUUCAUCAAAGAGUUGUACAAGGAUGGGAAGAACCUCAUCAACGCCACGAAGCAGCUUGGGAUGGCACAGCGAAAGUUUGCCCAGUGCCUGGGAGAGUUUCAGUUUGAGUACAUCGGCGAUGCAAAGACCGAUGAUGAGAAAUGUAUCGAUGAAUCUUUGCAAGAGUUCUCCUCAUUCCUCAAGAACCUCGAAGACCAAAGAGAGCUGAUGAUGAGAAACAUCACAGAAACCUUAAUGAAACCUCUGGAGAAGUUCAGGAAAGACCAUCUUGGUGUAGUAAGGGCGGAAAGAAAGAAGUAUGAGAAAGAAACAGAGAAGUACUACAGCUCUCUGGAGAAGCUUCUGAAUAUGUCAGCAAAGAAGAAAGAGCCACAGCUACAAGAGGCAGACAUCCAGGUGGAAACCAUGAGGCAGCACUUUCAGGAGGAGUCACUGGACUAUGUGUGCAAACUGCAGGAGAUCCAGGAGAGAAAGAAGUUUGAGUGUGUGGAGCCGAUGCUGGCCUUCUUUCAGACAGUCUUCACCUUUUAUCACCAGGGCUUCGAGCUCGCCAAGGACUUUGACCAUUAUAAAAGAGCACUGCAGAUCAAUAUUCAGAAUACAAGGGGUCGAUUUGAGGGUGCGCGGUCAGAGGUGUACGAGCUAAUGAAGAGGAUCAGGGAGACACCUCAAGAAUACAGACAGACCAGCCCCAUCAGUUGUGAAGGUUACCUCUAUGUACAAGAAAAACGGCCACCUCCCUUUGGUUCUAGUUGGGUCAAACGCUACAGCACAUUUGUCAAAGAGCAGAAGAUUCUGCACAUGGUGACCUUCGACCACAGAUCUGGUGGCAAGAUUGGUGAAACAGAGUCUGUCACGCUCAAAUCCUGCCUCCGCAAAACGACAGACGUGUUGGACAGGAGGUUCUGCUUAGAACUUGACAUAACAGAUCGGCCGGGUACGGUGCUGACAGUACAGGCUCUGUCAGAGGAUGACCACAAGUUCUGGAUGCAGGCCAUGGGUGGGAAGGAAGCUACUGGGCACUUUCUUGGAAGGACUUUUUCUAAAGAAAGAGGAAUUGAUGCCCAGCUGGAUGAUGUGGGUUUGCGUUUUAUGAAGAACUCCAUCAGCGCCAUAGAGACGAGAGGUAUUAAUGACCAAGGCUUGUACAGAGUUGUUGGGGUAAGCUCCAAGGUCCAGAAGCUCCUCUCAUUAAUGAUUGAUGAGGAGAGCAAUGAAGUUGAUCUGUCUACCAGCGAGGACUGGGACGUUAAGACCGUAACGAGUGCACUGAAGCUUUAUCUGAGGAGCCUGCCGGAGCCGUUGAUGACCUAUGGACUUUACAAAGAGUUUAUUAGCCCUGCGAAGGGCGGUAGUCCAGAGUCUCGCAUCCAAGGUGUCCACUGCCUGGUCCACAAACUACCGGAGAGGAAUCGACAAGUCCUCGGGCUGCUCAUGAAGCAUCUGGCCAAUGUGGCGGCUCACAGUAAACAGAAUCUGAUGACCGUGGCCAACCUGGGCGUGGUGUUCGGCCCCACACUAAUGAGGCCACAGGAGGAGACUGUCGCCGCCAUUAUGGAUCUGAAGUUCCAGAACAUUGUGGUGGAGAUCCUCAUUGAACACAAUGAAAAGAUCUUUGCAGAUGCUCCGGAGUCGUGCCCUCUUUCACCUGCUGGCCCAGUAUUAUCUGCUCCCACAAGGCAGUCCAAGAAGCAGAGUCGACAGAAUCGGCCCCUGGCUGUCUACAAUCCACAAGCCCUAGACAUCCAGAAUGUGGGAGAUGGUUCCAGUGUAGCUACAGAUGAGACAUCAAUGGGCAGCAAUGAGUCCGUGUCGUCCCAGUCAUCGUCAGCCUCGGCCUCAGAGUUGCCUGAGAAAAGUGAACAUGUCCCACUUAGCCUCAGCUCAGGCAGUAACUCCAGGGCCCCCAUAGCAGGAUCCUCCUGGUCCACUACUGGAUCCUCAGGAGAGGGUCAACCUGAUUGUACCACAGCUGCCUCUGAAAAAGAAAAGCCAGAGGAGAGUGUCACCAGCAGGAAAGCCAAGGCAGUGUACCAAUGUGUGGCUGAGCACGACUCUGAGCUCUCCUUCGAGGUCGGCGCAAUAUUCAACGCCGUGACCGAGUCGAGAGAGCCGGGCUGGCUGGAGGGCGAGCUGGAGGGAAAGAGGGGCCUCAUCCCUGAAAACUAUGUGGAGAUGCUGUAGCCCAAACGGGAAUAUUUAUGGACAAGUUAUCACCUUCCACCAGGAAAAAAAAAAAAAAAAGAGGAGAUGCAUGUGCCUCAGCUCUGACAUUCACCUUGUGUGUCUAAAACCCCGAAUUCUCUCAAGCAAGUGACAAUAUGUGAUUACUGGUGGACCAUACUUGAUACACAAGUACAUGCAUUGUUGGCUGGCAAGUAGACUUUUGUGAUUCUUGUGGAAGCGUGUUUCUUUGUUUGAAUUUACUUUGGUUGAGCAUCCACAUGGAUGUGAGCAUUGUGAUUACAAAAUGGGUUUGCACUUACAAUAUUCUGCUGUAUACAAAGAUGCUGUCGCCUCUAAAACACCCGGGUAACUUUGUAGCAGCAGCAGAGAAGCAGCGUCUCUCUGACAAAAGGCCUCGCUCUCAGCCUCAGUUAUACAUGGUAUCCAUGAGCGCCCAAGUCCAACAGCGAUCCUCAGAAACUGUAAGGAAGAAUGUCAGCACUCACGUCACUGUAAUCAGUUUUUCGUUAAGACGUUUUUGGGUUUUUUUGCACCGAGUCCAGCAGCUUUAGACCCUCUAGACAACGAUGCACAGUUUUUUGUUUUCAGCUUUUAAACCAUUAGAGAUUAUUCACUUACCGUGCCUUAACCAUCGGAACACCCAGUGUAAAUGUAUGUACGGGUAUGUUUUGAAAAUGAAUUGUGGUGUUACUGCUUUCGCUUUUAAAAAUGUUUUAUUUUUCUUUCAUUUUAGGAAUAUUUGGAUAUUCAAAAUGAGGCACAUCGCUAUUGUAAUUUUAUUUUAUUUAAUUGGCACAUUGAUUGCAUGACUUAUGAAUUUUUAAAAACACUUUGUACCGUUUUGUUUUUGGUGCACUCCUUUACAGAAACGCAAUGAAACGCCUCUUUGAUGACUGAUGAGCCUCUCGAGUUAAACACUAGCAUCAGACAGUCAGCAGAGGUACAUUUAAAUAGGUAGUAAUGAUUGAAACCAAGUUGGGAUUUUAUUUUUGUGUCAAAUGAUCUGUUAAUUUUGUUUUUAAAGCUUAUUUUUAACGUCGCUCAGUUUCCUCUGAGCAGAGAAAUGAGACACUCCCAAAAAGCUGAAUAUUUACCAUUAUUUUAUCUUCAACGUCUUGCGAGUAAGUGAUUAGAAAUCAAAGUUUUAUUACCAAUAGGACCACAAAAUGCAGUAUUUCAAAGUUUUACAUCCAUUCAGUGUAUAUAGCCUAAAUAUUGAAAGAGUUAUGAAUGCCAAGUAUGUUUUACAAGUCUCUGUAAAGUGAUGGACAGGUUCUAAUAUGGAUUGGUUUUAGCAUGUACGCAUGUCCCAUUACAAUUCAUCCCUCAGCUGUUCAACGGGACGCUUUAAUUUUUCUGAGAGCUUUGGUUCAGCUGCAGAUUUAUAUCUUUUUCAAAGGGCCUUGACUUCUAUCACUUUUAUACCUUUGGGUAUCCUCUUGAUCAAUGUUAAACAAAUAAA
Messenger RNA from Anoplopoma fimbria (sablefish), 4140 nucleotides. It is a transcript of the gene arhgap10, whose product is annotated as Rho GTPase activating protein 10. Gene Ontology annotation, cellular component: cytoplasm. Gene Ontology annotation, biological process: signal transduction. The transcript is spliced from 23 exons. The record is from RefSeq and is a predicted model, not a curated record. NCBI's taxonomy places the organism in Eukaryota, Metazoa, Chordata, Actinopteri, Perciformes, Anoplopomatidae. Gene Ontology annotation, molecular function: GTPase activator activity; protein binding. Bases 390 to 2675 code for a protein of 761 amino acids.